Danio rerio (zebrafish) is the source of this 3676-nucleotide messenger RNA. NCBI's taxonomy places the organism in Eukaryota, Metazoa, Chordata, Actinopteri, Cypriniformes, Danionidae. The record is from RefSeq and is a predicted model, not a curated record.
CUAAGUGGUUUAAUCCAUCAGAAGGCCCUACUGUACUGGAAAUUGAUCCUUGGCUUUGAACAAUUCAUCAGUUAGAGAUCGUGAUGUGCAGUUUUGUAUAAGAAUACGUGAUCCAACCGCAACAAGGUGGAGGAGCAGCCACAGGAGCACCGGAUGAUGAUGGAGCUGUUAACAUAAAGACAUGCAGGCGAGAGUCAAAACAAGUGCAGCCCGUCACUGACACACACACAUCCCGGGUUCUGCUGGAGAGACAAGGGCAGGAGCCCAUUUUUUGUGCUGUUUUAGACUGGUGAUCAGAGGUCUUCGAAAUAUGGAUUUAAAUGACAGCAAGUCUCUGGCCGAGCUGAUGAGCCGAUAUGCGUCUUCAGAAACUGGAUUCGGUGUCCCCAAGGAUGGCUGGCGCAUAUGCCUGGCGCACGAGUUCAAAGAGAAGCGCAAACCGUUUCAAGCCAAAGAUGUGUCAUUGUCCAACAUGCUCGAGCAUGUUUCUUUAGGUGUCAGGUACCUUAAAUGGUGGUACCGAAAGACCCAGGUUGAGAAGAAGGCUCCUUUCAUUGAUAUGUUUCGGGCUGUGCCACUGAGACAGAUUUAUGGCGUUCCUCUUGGUGGCAUUGGCGGAGGGAGCAUCACUCGUGGAUGGAGAGGAGAGUUCUGCCGCUGGCAACUAAAUCCUGGAAUGUACCACUACAAAACCGUUAUUGCUAAUCAGUUUACAGUGUGUCUGCGAAGGGAUGGCCAGACUGUGUACCAGCAGGUUUUGUCUACAGAACGACCUUCGACUUUACAGGGCUGGAACUGGGGUUAUUGUGGUGAACAUGCCUUUUACCAUGGCCUUUUCCCACGAGCCUGGACAGUCUACAACCUGCCCGGCCAGAACGUCACUCUCACCUGCAGACAGGUGUCGCCUGUUAUCCCUCACGACUACAAGGACUCCAGUCUUCCUGUGGCUGUGUUUGUGUGGGACAUUGAGAAUAAGAAUGAUUAUGCGCUUGACAUUUCUAUUAUGUUCACCAUGGUCAACGGGUCCGGCCAAAAAGAUGACAAGAGUGGGGGCCACUGGAAUGAACCAUUUCACCUUGAGAAAGAGGGAGAAUCCGUGUCUGGGGUUUUACUACACCACCAGACGCCUGCAAACCCUUACACACUGUGCAUAGCUGCGAGACAGAAGUCUGGCCAGGAGAUCAGUCACCAGACUGCGUUCAGUCCAAAGGGAACGUGCAGUGCUGUGUGGUGUGACCUUAUGACUGACGGGCGACUUGACUCGCCCACAAACUCCAGUCCACCCACAGAGAAGGGGGAAGAAGUGGCAGCAGCUCUGGUGGUCAGCUGCUCUGUGUCUGCUAACAGUCGCAACAGUGUGGACUUCAGCUUGGCCUGGGACAUGCCUAAAAUCACAUUUGGCUCCAAAGAGAGAACAUAUGUGAGGAGAUACACACGCUAUUAUGGUACCAAAGGAGAUGCGGCCCCGUCUAUUUCCCACUACGCGCUCACACACUACAGUAAAUGGGAGGAGAGCAUUGAAGAGUGGCAGAGGCCGAUUCUGCAGGACAGGUCUCUUCCAGCGUGGUAUAAAUCUGCUCUGUUUAAUGAGCUCUAUUUUGUUGUGGACGGUGGAACAAUAUGGGUGGAGCUUCCGGAAGAUGCUGAUAUCAGCGGUGGGCUUCGUCCUGAGGAUGGAGGGCUUCCAGCACAGCCUGAAGUUGUCAAAGAUUUUGGUCGUUUUGCUUACCUAGAGGGUCAAGAGUACAGGAUGUAUAACACAUAUGAUGUCCAUUUCUAUGCUUCAUUCGCUCUCAUCAUGCUCUGGCCAAAGCUGGCUCUGAGUCUACAGUAUGAUAUCGCGGGUAGUGUUGUUCAGCAUGACCCCAUGGAGAGGCUGAAUCUAAUGAAUGGCAGAUAUUCGCCAGUCAAGACUCGAGGUGUUGUACCACACGACAUCGGAGACCCGGACGAUGAGCCAUGGGUUCGUGUCAACGCUUAUUUGAUCCAUGACACGGCUGACUGGAAGGACUUGAACCUGAAGUUUGUGCUGCAGGUGUACAGGGACUAUCAUCUGACCCAGGACCAGCAGUAUCUGAAGGACAUGUGGCCCGUGUGCCAGACCGUGAUGGAAAACGAGUUGAAGUUUGAUAAGGACGGCGAUGGCCUGAUAGAAAACUCUGGAUAUGCAGACCAGACCUAUGAUGGAUGGAAGGUGACUGGACCCAGUGCGUACUGUGGUGGUCUGUGGCUGGCGUCUGUGUGCAUGAUGUGUAAAAUGGCACGUGUGCUAAAUUGCGAGUCUGUUUAUCAACGCUACAGAGAUAUUUUGGAGAGAGGAAGUGCAGCCUUUGACAAACUCCUCUGGAAUGGCAAGUACUAUAAUUAUGACAGCAGUGGGCGGAGUCUGUCUAACAGUGUGAUGUCAGAUCAGUGCGCAGGCCAUUGGUUCCUCAGGGCAUCUGGACUGGGAGAUGAUGAAUACCAGGCAUUUCCAAAGGAGAAGAUCUGCAGUGCGCUGAAGUCAGUGUUUGACCUGAACGUGAUGAGUUUUGCUGGUGGGCAGAUGGGGGCAGUGAACGGCAUGAGGCCAGAAGGUGUUCCUGACCGCUCCAGCGUUCAAUCAGACGAGGUGUGGGUGGGUGUGGUCUAUGGACUGGCAGCUACAAUGAUACAUGAAGGUAUGGUGGAGGAGGGCCUGCGCACUGCAGAGGGCUGUUAUCGAGCUGUAUGGGAGCGAAUGGGAAUGGCCUUCCAGACACCCGAAGCCUACUGCGAGAAGGGCAUCUACCGUUCUCUGGCUUACAUGAGGCCUCUGAGCAUAUGGGCAAUGCAGCUGGCACUCAACAAUCGGCCAAACCACGACACAACCACUGAUAAAACCUGAGCUGAAUCCUUAAAAAUCUGCCCAAGGGAACUUUGCACUGGCGAGCAAUCCAUGUAAAUUCUUGAUUUUUGCAUUUUGAACUUUAAAAGACGGCUAAAUGAUUUGUGCGAUGUUGGUUCAGAUAGAACCUUCAUCACGGGUUGUUUUGAAAAGCUGACUCUUCUACUGAAGAUGUGCAUAAGCUUUAUUACAGUUUUGCAUGUAGCAGCUGUGAUAUUUUGAUGAUUGGAAGUGUGUAAAUUUUCUUUGUAGGGGUGGAGGGUUAUCAAUCCUCGAGAAUUGAGUAGUUUGAAGGAAGGUUCACAUUAAAAAUGACAAAUUGCGCAUCAUUUACUCACCAAACCCUAUAUGAGUUUUUUUUUUUUUUUUUUUCAGUUGAACAAAAUAUGUUGUGCCGGAGAUUGUUGGAAGUUGGUAGCCAUUGACUUCCAUAAUAGCUUUAUGGAGGUCAAUGGCUACCAGCUUUCAACAUGCUUCAAAUUAUCUUUUUUUUAUCUUAUGCAGAGGAAAUUUGGUUUUAAACAAAUGGAGGCUGAGUAAAUUAUGACAGAAUUUUCAUUUUUGGGUGAACUGGCCCUUAAAAGGAUGAUUCUGUUGAACAUUCCCUGCAUAUUUUGCAUUAUUUCCGUUAUGGGGAUUUUUCUAGAAUAUUUGAAAUCUUUUUUUUGUUGUUGUUGAAGUAUUUGUCCUCGUGUAUAAAGCAUCAUAAAGCAUCUUUCUGAAGCUUGGACAAGUCAGUACUGUACAUUUUAGAUUACAAUCAUAUAUAUAUAUAUAUAAUUUAAUAAAUUGGAAUGUAUGUUUACUGCA